CGUUCUGCACGUAUAAACACGCUCGUCAUCAGCCCGAGUGCUCGAUUCACAUUCCAGCACACUAACAUCACAUAAAACAAAAAAUCGAUAAUAGAAUACACCAAAAAUCAUUUAAAUUAUCGAUUACAAGACAAAAGCCGCAGUGCAGAUUUGAAUUAUCACGACCGUUUUAUAAAGUGUCUUCGAUGGCAACAUCGAUAUCGCAUGGCGAACCGGCAUCAACACUGUAGUCAUAGUGACGCGUUUAUGUUGACAUUAUUAUUUUUUUGUAAUUUUUUCUAUAUACCUACGUAAGUUGCAAUGACAAAAACAUUCUGUAAUUUCAAUAGCAGCUAGUGUUUGUGUCACAUAAAAAUGGGAAAUGGAAUGAACAAGGUACUCCCCGGUCUAUACGUGGGCAACUACAGAGACUCUAAGGACACCGUACAGCUAGAGAAAUACAAGAUAACACACAUACUAUCCAUACACGAUGCCGCUAGAAGACUACACUCUGACAAGCACUACCUCUGCAUAAUGGCGUCUGAUUCACCAGACCAGAACCUGACACAGUACUUCAGUUUAUGUAACGACUUCAUACACGCCGCGAGACUCAGAGAAGGCAACGUCCUUAUACAUUGUUUGGCGGGAAUGUCUCGGAGCGUGACAGUUGCCGUUGCGUACAUAAUGUCGGUGACACCCCUAACAUGGCGAGAGGCAUUGAAAGUUGUCAGAGCGGGUCGAGCUGUUGCCAACCCUAAUCUCGGCUUCCAGAGGCAACUCCAAGACUUCGAAACUUACAAACUAGUUGAGGAGAGGAGACGUUUAAAAGAACGGUACCCGUCACUGGCUCUAGCCGAGAAGGAUUUAUCGGAGUGCCGCAUCAUGCUCGAUUCCUACCAGACGAUGCUGAGCGAGAGAACCAUUUGCGAAGGAAAGUGCGCCAUGGGCCGACAGUGUCCAACUGGCGUUUGCAGGACCGCGUCUAAGAGACAGCCUCGACCGCGAAAGGCCGCGGCGGCUUCUAGCUGCGACGCCGGAGCAACGGCGAUGAAACGAUCACCGUCCACACUGUCCACUACUUCCACUGCUUCUGGCUACCGACCGAGAUCAUCCCCAGCCGGCUUGUACAGCUACACCGGCGGUCCCUCGAGACCGACCCGUUCAGCGUCUGGUCUGAGCGUGACCCGCGUGACGGACUCGAGCGGGCUCGGCUCGGCGAUGGCGGUGGGCGGCACGGAGUACUCGCGGCGCCGCGCAGCCUCGGCGCCCGCCACGCCGGCGCUCUCCCCCGCCUCCUCGCCGCCCGGCUCGCCGCACCGUGCUCCACAUAGGCCUGGCUGCUCUUGGAUCAUUCCCACAGUGAAGUGGGACCCCAACACAAUGUAGUAACGAGUGAAGCAGCCUUAAUCACCUCGCACCGUCAGAAGGUCACGUGCUCUACAACGAUGCUCUUAGCAGUCAUUUUAAUGUCGCUCUCCAUCCGCCCAGCACCGCCCAGCACCGUCGAACACCAUCCAACAUCCUUAUGCUCAACCUGCCAAGUCCAGAUUUAUACGCUGAAUCAGUUAUGUCGCUUACACGAAGCGAGUUUGCCGAUUUUUAGUCAAUUCUUAAUCGAAACCGACCAAAUUGCGUUCGUGUGUUAACGGCUAAAUUUAUGCAAAAAUCUAGCUAACGUUAGUAUGGAGAUUGUGUGGUUUGCCUUUUUGUAUAAUCCUGUAAAGUUUGGAAGGUCGUUUCGCCAACGAUUUAUUAGUAAUGUUCUUGUUUUGGCGAUGGGAAUGGAUGAUAGGUAUAUGUAUGUGUAAAUAUCAAAAGCACAGUGACUUGAAAUGUUCGAUUCAAUACCUUAAAAGGACAGUUGAGUGAUUACAAAUUUUAUAUUUAUCAAGGAAAUUGGUAAUUGUGUGGUGAAGUGUCCGAAAAACAAUUUAUGUUACGUUUUUGUGGAAUGUGAUCGGAAAAAAAUUGAAUUAGCAAGACCUUUGAUGAAACAUGUUGAUUGUUAUUAAAAUGAAGAACGUAUUUAUGAGUUAAAAAUAUUGAAACCUUUGGCCUUUUGGGAUGUCAUCGGUUUGUUUAUGAGAAAGUGUAUGAUAUAUUUACGUAUUUUUUUUAAAGAAGCACCUAUUGGUGAAUUUUAUUAGAUCCGAUCAUAAAUAUAUAUUAACAUAUUCUAAUAGAUCUCGCCCCUAUUGAAUGUUGUAUUUCCAAGGAAAAAAGUAAUCUAAGAUAUUAGAUUGUUUAAAAGAAAAGUUGCCUUUUUGAAAAUAAGCAAAGGAAGCUUAGCGUAGAUGUGCAGAUAAACGUGAAAGUUCAAGUUACUUAGAAGAUAAGGCACAAUUUGAAGUUAAGUAAGUAUAAAGAAAGAGGCUUAAAGCCAUAAUGGAAAUGAGUAGUUUUAUGGUCUGCUUUUGAAAGCAAUAAAAAAAUGGUAGAAAUUUGUUCUUGAAAAUUAAAUUUGGUAAGAAACGAAUGUAGAGUUUACAACCCUGUUUUCAAAUAAAACGCCAUUGAUAUAAAUGGUACUACUACAUAUUUAAAAAAAAUUUUUUGAUUCAUAUGGACCUUGAUAAGCGGGAUGUAAAAUUUAAAAGAAGAA
Bombyx mandarina (wild silkworm) is the source of this 2581-nucleotide messenger RNA. RefSeq names its product dual specificity protein phosphatase 22. Gene Ontology annotation, molecular function: protein tyrosine phosphatase activity. Gene Ontology annotation, cellular component: cytosol. Gene Ontology annotation, biological process: protein dephosphorylation; signal transduction. Lineage: Eukaryota; Metazoa; Arthropoda; Insecta; Lepidoptera; Bombycidae. The record is from RefSeq and is a predicted model, not a curated record.